GGCCAAUCAGAUUGCUCUGAAAUUGUUCCCUCCCACUUGAUAUGAUUACAUUAAGGCGAAUCGUCUUCUAAUACGGUUGAAUUUAACUGCAGUUACAACUGGAUUAACCAGAAAAUGCUGAUCAUAUUUUAUUUACUGCUGAUGCUCAGAGUGGGGCGAUGCACAGACGAUCAGAACUUGGUGACAGUGACUGUUGGACAAGAUGUGACUCUGACAUGUGCCCGCCAGACAUCUCUGUACCAAGAAACCUUGUUUUGGAUCAGGCUUGUUUCUGGAAACUUGCCUGAAGUUUUAGGAACAACAUUUAACUUUGAUUAUGAUGAUGUUAAAAAGACUCCUCGCUUUACAGCAAAACAAGAGCCUGGAUCCUUUCUCCUGAAUAUUAGUACAACAAAGUUAAGCGAUACUGGAGUUUACUACUGUAUAAAAGUAAACCAACUUGACAUGAAAUUUGUGAAAGGAACAUUUCUAAGAAUUAAAGGACCAGAACCUGAUAUCACUGCCAUCAUUCAAGUCCCUCCAUCUGAUCCAGUCCGUCCAGGAGACUCAGUGACUCUGCAGUGUUCAGUCCUCUCUGACUCUGAGAACAAAACAUGUCCAGGAGCUCACAGUGUGUACUGGUUCAGAGCCGGAUCAGAUGAGUCUCAUCCCAGUGUCAUUUACGCUCAUGGAAACAGUGGUGAUGAAUGUGAGAAGAGUCUUGAGGCUCGCUCUCCACAGAAAUGUGUCUACAACUUCUCUAAGAACGUCAGCUCCUCUGAUGCUGGGACUUAUUACUGUGCUGUGGCCACAUGUGGGGAGAUCUUAUUUGGAAAUGGAACAAAACUGGACAUUCAAGUCAACAUGUGGGAUUUGCAGACGGCCAAUACAGUUCUGUUUCUGUUAUGUGCUGCUUUGGCUAUAAGUCUGAUUGUUAUAGCCUUCCUGAUUCAUACCAUCAAGAAAAAAUCCUGUGGUUGUUUCAACGUUGCCGUCGCUUUGCAAACAGAUGGUGCAACAGCCAGUGGUGAUCUGCAAAGUCAGCAGAGAGAUGAGAACUCAUUGGUUUAUUCUGCACCAACUUUCACCAAGAGGAAAACUGGCAAAGCAGAGAGAAGGAAUGUAAAAACAGCAGAAGGAGAGACAGUCUACACUGAUGUCAGGACGUUUGUGAUACAUUAACAAUCCAGUGGAUUUGCUAAUUAAAGCUAAUAUAAUUUUUGCCUGGCACACUGUGAGGAAACAUAUUUCUUCACAUCAAUUUCACAUCUAAUCUUGGCAGCAAUAUUUUAAAUGGAUAACCGUUAAAAUUUUGAAAUUAUAUUUUGUCCAAUCCAUUUGCCAUCAUGUGUGACUUUUUGAUCCUGUUAUUUUUUGAAAGGGCAUGAAUUAUCAUCAAAAUAUCAAAAUUUAAUCCACGGUUUUAAUGGGGUUUGGUGAUAUUCUACAGCAAUGUGCAUUGCAUAGCUACUCAUUCUUGCUUAAUUUUUGGGCAUUUUUUAUAAUGCUAGAACUCAAACAGAUUUUUUGAAAGAUUCAACUUGAACGACAAGGAGGGUUGAGGAAGGUUUCCUUUCUGUCUCUUUUGUCUGAUAUGCAGUUUCAAGGCUGUUAACUUCUCCUAUAUGUAUCAAUGCAAUGCAAAAAUGAUUGUACUAAAUGAAAUUGAUGUUUGUGUAUAUGUGUUGCUUCCUUCCUUAAA
This is a messenger RNA of Siniperca chuatsi (mandarin fish), 1681 nucleotides long. Its product is annotated as signal-regulatory protein beta-2-like. Bases 115 to 1161 code for a protein of 348 amino acids. Gene Ontology annotation, biological process: response to bacterium. The transcript has 6 exons. The record is from RefSeq and is a predicted model, not a curated record. NCBI's taxonomy places the organism in Eukaryota, Metazoa, Chordata, Actinopteri, Centrarchiformes, Sinipercidae.